Conger conger (European conger) is the source of this 972-nucleotide messenger RNA. It is a transcript of the gene lrrc30a, whose product is annotated as leucine rich repeat containing 30a. The record is from RefSeq and is a predicted model, not a curated record. The transcript has a single exon. Gene Ontology annotation, molecular function: protein binding. Lineage: Eukaryota; Metazoa; Chordata; Actinopteri; Anguilliformes; Congridae. The coding region runs from base 97 to 972 and encodes 291 amino acids.
GUCAGGUCCUCCUAACCCCCCAACAGGGGCAGUGCUUUUACAGAAUGCGGUCUGACAUUUUAGUCAAGGAGACAAAAACACGGCCAAUCUGAAGGCAUGGGAACCAAGCAGUCGAAGGACUUUGCCACCGAUGAGCAGAAGGAAGUCAGAAAGAACGCGGGCCAGGAGGAGAGCCUGUCUUCGGCAGAUAGGAUCCGCAAGCAUGCCACCACCCGCUUUGGCUACAGCACUCUGAGCCUGGCCAGGCGUGGCUUGACCGAAGCCCCCGAGGAACUAUGGGAACUCACGGAGCUGGAGAAGGUCAACUUGUCCCUCAACUGCCUGCGCGGGCUGUCUCCCACGGUGGGCGCCCUGCAAAACCUGGUGGUGCUGAACCUUUGGGGGAACCAGCUGACCAGCCUGCCGCCCGAGAUGGGCCAGCUGAAGAGGCUGCGAGUCCUCUUCGCCUACCGGAACCGGCUGAGCGAGGUCCCAGAGGAGCUGAGCGCUUGCACCAGGUUGGAGGUUCUCAGCCUGGCCAACAACCAAAUCGCGGGCCUCCCCAACAGCCUGGUGAGCAUGAGCAACCUCAAGAAGCUCAACCUCAGCCACAACCGCCUCUCCCACAUCCCCACCUGCGUCUACGCAAUGAAGAGCCUGGUCUUCCUGCACCUGGCGUGCAACCAGCUGGAAAACAUCGCUGACCAGAUCCAGGCCCUGGUUGACCUUAAGAUCCUUAUCGUUGAGGGCAACUGCAUUCACUCCUUGCCCAAGACCCUUUGCUUCCUGACUUCUCUGGAGCUGCUCAACGUGGACUUCAACGACAUCCAGAACGUUCCGGCGGAAAUGUACCUGCUGAAGAAACUGGAGAAGCUGGCCUGUCACCCGUUGGAUAAGGGUCUGCACAUCAUGCACAACCCACUGCUGAAGCCCAUCAAAGAGGUGUUGGAGGGAGGUCUCAGUGCCCUGUACAGCUACCUCAAGUCAGCAUGA